Messenger RNA from Budorcas taxicolor (takin), 1113 nucleotides. Its product is annotated as C-C chemokine receptor type 2-like. The coding region runs from base 1 to 1113 and encodes 370 amino acids. The record is from RefSeq and is a predicted model, not a curated record. NCBI's taxonomy places the organism in Eukaryota, Metazoa, Chordata, Mammalia, Artiodactyla, Bovidae. Gene Ontology annotation, biological process: G protein-coupled receptor signaling pathway; immune response; chemotaxis. Gene Ontology annotation, molecular function: C-C chemokine receptor activity. The transcript has a single exon. Gene Ontology annotation, cellular component: cytoplasm; membrane.
AUGGACGGCAAUGAUACGUUCAGCCAUAAUGUGCUUCCCACAUCUCAUUCUCUGUUUACAACAAAUGUCAAGGGGAAUGAUGAAGAACCCACCACCAGUUAUGACUAUGAUUACAGUGAACCCUGCCGAAAGACCAGCGUGGGACAAAUCGAAGCACAGCUCCUGCCGCCGCUCUACUCACUGGUGUUCAUCUUUGGUUUUGUGGGCAACUUGCUGGUUGUCCUCAUCCUAAUCAACUGCAAAAAGCUGAAGAGCAUGACUGACAUCUACCUGCUUAACCUGGCCAUCUCUGACCUGCUGUUCCUCCUCACCAUGCCGUUCUGGGCUCACUAUGCUGCAGACCAGUGGGUUUUUGGGAAUGCGAUGUGCAAAUUUUUCACAGGGCUGUAUCACAUUGGUUAUUUUGGUGGAAUCUUCUUCAUCAUCCUCUUGACAAUCGAUAGGUACCUGGCUAUCGUCCAUGCUGUGUUUGCUUUAAAAGCCAGGACAGUCACCUUUGGGGUGGUGACAAGUGGGGUCACCUGGGUGGUGGCUGUGUUUGCCUCUCUCCCAGGAAUCAUCUUUAUCAAAUCCCUCGAAGAACAUUCAGGUUACGCCUGUGCCCCUUAUUUUCCACUAGGAUGGAAGAAUUUCCAUACAGUUAUGAGGAGCAUCUUGGGGCUGGUGCUGCCACUGCUUGUCAUGAUCGUCUGCUACUCGGGAAUCAUAAAAACCCUGCUCCGGUGUCGCAACGAGAAGAAGAAGCACAAGGCUGUGAGGCUCAUCUUCGUGAUCAUGAUUGUCUACUUUCUCUUCUGGGCUCCCUACAACAUCGUCCUUCUCCUGAGCACCUUCCAGGAAUUCUUUGGCCUGAGUACCUGUAAGAGCAGCAGCCAGCUGGACCAGGCCAUGCAGGUGACAGAGACCCUGGGGAUGACGCACUGCUGCAUCAACCCCAUCAUCUACGCCUUCGUGGGCGAGAAGUUCAGGAGGUAUCUCUCUGUGUUCUUCCGAAAGCACAUUGCCAAACACCUCUGCAAACAAUGCCCGGUUUUCUAUGGGGAGACAGGAGAUCGAGUGAGUUCAACAUACACCCAUUCCACUGGGGAACAGGAAGUCUCAGCUGCUUUAUAG